Messenger RNA from Sardina pilchardus (European sardine), 1209 nucleotides. It is a transcript of the gene drd4a, whose product is annotated as dopamine receptor D4a. The transcript is spliced from 5 exons. Gene Ontology annotation, biological process: regulation of potassium ion transport; negative regulation of cytosolic calcium ion concentration; negative regulation of voltage-gated calcium channel activity. The record is from RefSeq and is a predicted model, not a curated record. Gene Ontology annotation, molecular function: dopamine neurotransmitter receptor activity, coupled via Gi/Go; G protein-coupled receptor activity. Gene Ontology annotation, cellular component: plasma membrane. NCBI's taxonomy places the organism in Eukaryota, Metazoa, Chordata, Actinopteri, Clupeiformes, Clupeidae. Bases 1 to 1209 code for a protein of 402 amino acids.
AUGCCAUCAAACCUCACCGGCUCAAACAGCACCGCACUGCCCCCGGACGCUCAGUACAACUUCACCGGCUCAAACAGCACCGCACUGCCCCCGGACACUCAGUACAACUUCCCCGCGCUCAUCUUCGGCGUCUUCCUCAUCAUCUUCAUCAUAUGCGGAAAUGUGCUCGUGUGCAUUAGCGUGUACAAGGAGAAGGCGUUAAAAACCACCACCAACUACUUCAUCGUGAGUUUAGCGGUCGCAGACUUGUUACUGGCGGUGCUUGUGCUACCACUCUUCGUGUACGCUGAGUUCCAGGAUGGAGUCUGGUCCUUGAACAUGACCGUGUGUGAUGCCCUGAUGACCAUGGAUGUGAUGCUGUGCACAGCCUCCAUAUUCAACCUCUGUGCCAUCAGCGUGGACAGGUUCAUCGCCGUGUCCAUCCCCCUGAACUACAACAGGAGGCACGUGGACCAGCGGCAGGCGGGCCUCCUGGUGGGCACCUGGGUGCUGGCGCUGGCGGUGGCGUCGCCCGUCAUCUUCGGCAUCAACGACGUGCCGGGGCGGAGCCAGCGGCAGUGCCGCCUGGAGAGCGAGCGCUACGUGCUGUACUCCUCCGUCUGCUCCUUCUUCAUCCCCUGCCCGCUCAUGCUGCUGCUCUACUGCGGGAUGUUCCGGGGCCUGCGCCGCUGGGAGGAGGCGCGCAAGGCCAAGCUCCGCAGCAGCAUGGUGACCUCGCAGAGGCUGCAGGAGGCCGCCGACGCCCUGACCCCCCUGGCCAACUCCCUGCCCUCUCCUCUGCCCCCAGUGCAGGAGCACAAGCUCAUGGAGCUGAGUCUGGACGAGCUGGAACCGGAACCAGAGCCGGCCCGGGACGGUGUGCUAGCCCGCUCUGAGCCGGUACCGGCCGUGGCCUACCCAAACGUGAGUCAGAACCAGCAGCGCUAUGGCAGAACCAGAGCCAAGAUCAACCGCAGAGAGAGGAAGGCCAUGAGGGUGCUGCCUGUGGUUGUGGGUGCCUUCAUGCUGUGCUGGACGCCGUUCUUCGUGGUCCACACUCUGCGGGCGCUGUGUGAGACGUGUGCGGUUCCGUCAGCGCUCGUCAGCUCCGUCACGUGGCUCGGCUACGUCAACAGCGCCGUCAACCCCGUCAUCUACACCGUCUUCAACACAGAGUUCCGCAAGGUCUUCAGGAAGUUCCUCCCUCGCUGCCACUGCCGGGGGAACUGA